AGUUCUAUAAUCGCUUUUCCGCUCCGCGUCUUCGUCGUUUCGCCGAUACGAGAAACGAGAGGGAAAGCAGAAGAAAAAGAAGAGGAAAGAGGAGGAAGAGGAGGGGGCAGAAGAGGUCGUCUUCUUCCAUCGCGUAUAGGUUCGAGUUGUUCGUGAUCUCGGCAUCGCCGUCCGGGUUCCGAGUGGCAGUAGGAGCGGCUGCGGCAGCAGGCUAGAUCUCGAUCCAGAAAACUAUCUUUCGCGGACAAUUGUUCUUCUCACUUUCUUCCUUUCCUCUCCCUUUGCGUUUUACGGGGUGAUUAGUCGGUGGAAGAGGCAGGCGGCGAUGGCGAGCUGGAGGUACAAGGCCGGGUUGUUUCUCAUCCUCACGGUGGUCGUUAUCUGGGUCGCCUCAGCCGAAGUCACGCAGGGUAUAUUUACUGAUUAUCAACAACCAUUUGCUGUCACUUACUUGGGAGCUUCCCUUAUGGUUGUUUAUCUGCCAUUAUCUUUUCUCAGAGAUUGGGUGUGUAGUUUACUGAGAAAACACUCUUCCAGAAGCAAUAAGUCAUCAUCUGGAAUUAACUCUUCUCCAAAGAAUAGUCCAAGGAUUGUAGAAAUGGAAGCACAAUCUCUUUUAGCAAAAAAAGACAGUGAAAUUGACCUUUCAGCACGAGAAGAGGAACAAUCACUAAUAUCUCAUAUUAAAGAUGAUGUGAAUAUUGAAGUCCUGAAGGAAAGAAAGGCAGUCACCACUAAGGAGAUCAUAACAUACGCAAUCUAUCUUGCCCCUAUUUGGUUUGUGACAGAGUACUUAUCAAAUGCCGCACUUGCAAGAACCAGUGUGGCAAGUACGACUGUGUUAUCAUCGACAUCAGGUCUCUUUACUCUUUUUGUUGGCGUAUUUCUACGACAAGACUCCUUGAAUAUGUCCAAAGUGGUUGCUGUAUUCAUUUGCAUGGCUGGCGUAGUGAUGACUACAUUUGGCAAGACUUGGGCUACAGAUGAAUCAGAUCUUAGUGCCGCUAGCAAUGGAAAGCGGUCUCUUGUAGGGGAUCUUUUUGGUCUUCUUUCAGCUAUGAGUUAUGGUCUAUUUACUGUGCUUCUAAAAAAGUUUGCUGGUGAGGAAGGAGAAGGAGUCGAUGUCCAGAAGCUGUUUGGAUAUGUUGGACUAUUUACACUCGUAGCUUUGUGGUGGCUUGUGUGGCCAUUGACUGCACUAGGGAUCGAGCCCAAAUUCAGAAUACCACAUUCUGCUAAAAUGGACGAAGUCGUGCUUGCUAAUGGCUUUAUCGGAAGUGUUCUUUCAGAUUACUUCUGGGCACUGUGUGUCAUAUGGACCACGCCUUUGGUAGCUACAUUAGGCAUGUCACUUACAAUACCACUCGCUAUGGUAGCCGAUAUGAUGAUUCACGGUCGACACUAUUCGGCAGUCUACAUCCUCGGCUCAACUCAGGUUUUUGCUGGGUUUGUGAUAGCCAAUCUGUCCGAACGACUAUCCAGAUUCAUAGGUUUCUAGCAUUUUUACAAAAAAAAAAAAAAAGGAAAAAUGGUCGCGAUAAGGUGAUUCUUUACCGAGGAAUUCUUUGUAUUCAUAUCGAGAAGUCAAGAAAUUGGAAGUGACCCACGAUUACCUCUCGCAUUUGGUUUUGCUUCUGAAAACAAUUGUAAACGCUCUCAUUUUGGAUUUAAGUUGGACAAUUGGGGAAGAACUAAACACAAGUUUAUCAAGAGGUUUGUUACUGCUGUUCUCAAUUUCCAGUACUGUAGAACUCUAUUUUCUUCAAUGUAUAUAGAUUCCAUGAAGGAUUCUAUGUAAGUUUAAAUAGCUUUAUUUUUUGUCUUAAAUUAUGAUUCGCCUGUGGAAGUU
This is a messenger RNA of Zingiber officinale, 1849 nucleotides long. RefSeq lists its product as uncharacterized. Gene Ontology annotation, biological process: regulation of peptide transport. The record is from RefSeq and is a predicted model, not a curated record. Bases 326 to 1498 code for a protein of 390 amino acids. Gene Ontology annotation, cellular component: membrane. The transcript is spliced from 8 exons. Lineage: Eukaryota; Viridiplantae; Streptophyta; Magnoliopsida; Zingiberales; Zingiberaceae.